This is a messenger RNA of Glarea lozoyensis ATCC 20868, 1539 nucleotides long. RefSeq lists its product as uncharacterized. The coding region runs from base 1 to 1539 and encodes 512 amino acids. Gene Ontology annotation, molecular function: structural constituent of nuclear pore. The record is from RefSeq and is a predicted model, not a curated record. The transcript has 3 exons. Gene Ontology annotation, cellular component: nuclear pore. Gene Ontology annotation, biological process: nucleocytoplasmic transport. NCBI's taxonomy places the organism in Eukaryota, Fungi, Ascomycota, Leotiomycetes, Helotiales, Helotiaceae.
AUGGCACUUGCUAGAUCCUUGAGUGGUCCUGCUGGACUUAGCAUCAAUACAACAUCUGCCAAUUCGUCGCUCGGAUCUUCCAACACCACACCCGCCGCCGGAGGGAUGUUUGGAAGUACGGGCGCAAGCAAGCCGGGUGGGCUUUUCGGUCUGACGACUACGUCUGCUCCUCAAAGUGGAGGUCUUUUUGGAGGUGCAACAAGCCAACCUCAAUCAGGAGGACUCUUUGGGACUACGGCAACAACUUCUCAACCACAGACUGGAGGGCUGUUUGGUACUGCGACGGCCUCGUCACAACCGCAAACUGGCGGGCUUUUCGGUACGGCCACAGCAUCGACGCAGCCGCAGACUGGGGGACUUUUCGGAACCGCGAACGCGCCUGCAACCUCGCAGCCAGCUACUGGGAGCUUAUUUGGAGCUGCCGCGGCAAAACCACAAACUGGUGGACUGUUUGGAGGAGCUUCUGCAGCAACAUCUCAACCACAAACUGGCGGCCUGUUUGGAGCCUCGACAGCAACCACUUCGCAACCUCAAUCGGGAGGACUUUUCGGAGGAACGGCAGCCACUUCUCAAGCCCAGACAGGAGGAGGUCUGUUUGGUGGUCUCAACAGUCAAAGUCAGAAUAAACCGGCCACGUCUUUAUUCGGUGGUCUAGGAAAUAACCAAACCCAACAGAAUCAGCCUCAAGCGCAACAAAACUCUAUGUUUUCUCAAAGUCAACAACAAAAUGCAGGUGGUCUUGGUGGGGGGCUUUCAUUAGGCCAGGGAAAUGCACAAAACCAACAGAGUGUUCCUGGCGUACGCAUCGAUUUAACGAAUCUCCGUGGCACUACAAGAUUCAAUGAUCUGUAUGACGACCUCCAGCAGACUAUUAUGAAGAUGGACGAGGUGAUACAAGGACAGAUCAAGCUGAAAAAUGAUUGUGACGCCAUCAUGCCAGCUCAUGACCAACAACUAUCACAGGUUCCUGGCGACGUCGCUUUCUGCAGUCGGAAAUUGAUGGGUGUUGAAGGAGCGCUUGUUUCUGAUGUGAAGUCAAUAGCAGUCGCGCGAGAUCUGGUCAAAGUUGAUGCUGAGAAUGCUAAACUAAGUUUCAAAGCUAUUGACAAUCUCAAAUUACCACCUCAGUAUCACAACACUGGAAUCUGGUCCACAAAAUCCUCAGACAAUCAAUCCGGUAAUGGGGAGGAGGAGCAGGAUAUAGUAGGCCUUUUUUCUGCUACUACAGACGAGCUCUCGUCUACUCUGAAGAGGUAUCAGAUGAAUAUUAAUGAGAUAGAACAACAUCUUCGUAACGUCGAGGGUGCAAGCGCUCAACAGAUCAACGCAUUCAUUGCGAAAAGGAGCGGUAGCUCGAGUGCUCAUGAAGAUCCUGUAGCAGAACUCGCUGCUGCCCUUCGAGAGUUCGAACAAAGCAUCCUUGGUGUGGCAGGCAAGGUGGGCGGGGCGCGGGAAAGUGUUCAAAAUCUACAGCUUGGGGGACUGGCGGCGAGGAGUAGCGGGAAUAAUGUAAACGGUAAAAGAAGCGGUAUAUAUUAG